AUGAAUGUGGGAAUUGCUACCAGCUUAGCUCUGUUCUUCUUCCAGCAACUAUUGAUUGUCAAGAUUCAAGCAAAGGAACAAUGCAAAUAUAAUAAUGCAAAUGGCACACAAUCUACUAUUUAUUGUAGCGAUGAUUGUUGUUCAUCUGUAGCUUCAUCGGCUGAUACAGCAUGUUGUUCAAGUAUUUCCUGGAGUUCAUUAGCAAUUCCUUUUUUUAUCGUUGCUGGAAUUUGUUUUCUUGUUAUUUGUUUCAUUUAUUGUCGACCAUUAUGGAAAGUAUGUUUAUGUGGACAUAGAUGUCCUUUUGGCAAUAGAACACAAGUUAAUUCAUCAAUUUCUGCAACAGCCAAUGAUAAUCCAACUCAUGUAAUGAACAAUGAUGAUUUACCCGAUUAUGAAACUAUUGUAAAAGAUUCAUCAAUGAAAGAAACUACACCACCACCAUAUAAUUUUGUUGCUUCACAUCCAAAUGAUUUUGGUAUUGAAGCACGUAUUCCAAGUGCACCACCUCGAUAUUAUUCAAGACACAACUCAGUAGUUACAGUUCAUACAAACAUUCCUAUCGAAUCAUAA
Rotaria sp. Silwood2 is the source of this 573-nucleotide messenger RNA. The record is from the annotation of a GenBank genome assembly. NCBI's taxonomy places the organism in Eukaryota, Metazoa, Rotifera, Eurotatoria, Philodinida, Philodinidae.